This is a messenger RNA of Plasmopara halstedii, 1698 nucleotides long. RefSeq lists its product as uncharacterized. The transcript has a single exon. The coding region runs from base 1 to 1698 and encodes 565 amino acids. NCBI's taxonomy places the organism in Eukaryota, Oomycota, Peronosporomycetes, Peronosporales, Peronosporaceae. The record is from RefSeq and is a predicted model, not a curated record.
AUGUACUCGCAACACAGCAAUCGGACUCAGAUUGUACCCACGCACCAUCAUCCACAUGGUCCACAUGAUGGUCCACUCACCGCUGAGCGUGAGAUGUUAAAUCAAAUUCGCUCCAAGCUCGAACGUGCACAGCGUCGUCUUGCACGAACACCAUCAAGCACUUGUAGUGGGUACAUUUCAUCGUCUAAUACGGAGAAACAUGCAGUCCCUGUGAAAAGUGUUGGAAUCGCAACUUCUCGUUCUUCUCAAGGUUCAAACCAUCAUUCUUCAAAACAUUUGUCUCCUCAAUACAAAAGCAAGUCAAAAUUCGCACAUGUGGACACUGAUCCACUAAAUGGUGGACCGCCACCUUUAGCAACACCAUUUCUUGUGUACUCAACUUCGCGUAUUCUAUCGAUGGAAUCACAAGAGAAGCACAGACGAUGUGAACAACCACGUUCAGCCUUGCGUUCCGAAGUUGCUCGUCCUCCUACAUCUCGUGUCCGUUUUCAAGACUUGCAGAAUCAGAAUUCACAUUCGAAUCAAAAAGACCGUAAGUUGCAAGACGUGAGGCAACGAAGGUACCAGCAAGUUCAAGAUCGCGAGUUACGCCACAUGCAACGUGCCACUUCUCAAUUGCAUGUGACUUCUCCAAUUACCACAGCUACUCGCCAUAUUGUGGCACGUGAAAAUCCACCUAAUUCAGCAAUUAAACCUUCAGCGUAUCAAAAAGUGGUAGAAACGUUAACAUCAUCUGUACGACGAAAUGUGGGUACAGUUCCACCACCCACAUCGGACAUAAAAGUUUCAGCAUUGGAAGAUGUGGUACCACGACGACAAAAUCAUGAUCCAAAAGUGGUACCUCAAUUUCAAAAUACACCCGAAACGGUUCAAUUGACAAAAACAGGAACAUCAAUUGAAGAAGUGCACGAAGCGGAUGAUACAUCAACAUACGAUACCGACGAUAGUUAUGAAUUUGAUAGUGAUGCUGAAUUCUUGUCAUCGUCAGAAUAUGCGAAAUUGGUCAAAGAAAAGGUGGAUGAAACUACAGUUUCUGACAAUGACAGAAAACAGAAUCAAGCUCAAAGAAAUGAUUCGACGUCUCAUUUGACAACAAAAGACUUGGCACUUUAUGCUCUCGGUCGUACAAGCAGUUCAAGUUCAGAGGUUGUGUUGUCAUCAAAAGACAAGACAUUCAACUCAAAUGUUCGUGUUUCUAAAUCGUCUCUUCAACGUCAUGAACAUUUGUCUUCAUCAAUUUCAGCUGAAAAUUACGUUCGACGGUCACGUACGCGUGCUCCGAUGGAUUUAAAACAUCAUUUACCACCUUCAAUUGGUGUCUUGUCGGAACUUUCAUGUGGUUCUUCAACGUUUCUAUUGGAUUCCACAAGUUUCUAUCACAUUCAGUGGACAAAAGGUGAAUUUGCAUUCUCUGUGCAACAAGUGUACCCAAAAAAUGAGUUUGAAUUUGAAGACGAAUCUCAAUGGUUUCUUCGGAUGCUACUUAAUACGGAACGUAGCACAUGUCCUAAUUUUGAGCACGUGCGGGUAGGUGACGUGUUAAUUCGAGUUGGUGAGACUGAUGUUUCCGAUUUGGGGUUAGAGGGGUCGGGUUUGGUUUUGACGACUUUUUUCACAAAAUUGAUGGCUCAAUUACCGGUAAAUUUGACUUUUCAACGAAUGCAAAGUAGUGAUUGGGAUGGUGGUGUGGAGCUGUAA